UCACCAGCCCGUGACUCCGUGUUGUCAUUCAGCCGCACACACUUUCGAUUCGGCCGUGCGUGAAAAAAGUUUGAUAAAUUUCCGAUUUAUUUGUAAGAAAACCGCUCCAAAAUGACCCUUUAUCAUUUCGGAAACUGUGUCGCCCUGGUUUACGUACCGUACUACAUGACCUACAAGUAUUCCGGAUUAUCGGAAUAUGGGGCGUUCUGGAAGUGCAUUCAGGCUGGUGGUAUCUACAUUUUCACACAGCUUUGCAAGAUGCUGGUUCUGGCGACCUUCUUCCCCGAUACGGACAGUUUUACCGGAGAAGGACAGUUCAACUUGAUUGCGGAAUUCCUCCGGUGCAGUGUCGACUUGGUAGACCUAUUGGGUCUGGCAUUCGUACUGUCCAAAAUCCCCGGAAAGGGCCACAGCAAGCUGAUCACUGCCGGGCUUGGAUGGGCAACCGCCGAAGUGAUACUGUCACGUGGUCUGAUGCUUUGGGUCGGAGCCCGAGGAGCGGAAUUCUCGUGGAUUUACAUCCAGCGCUGUUUGGAGUCGAAUAUCCUGUUGGUGCAGCAUCUGGCCACGGCCACCCUGCUGUGGCUGUUCUCCCGUCACGAUCUCGAGAAGAAGUUUGUCCCGCUGGUGAUUGUGCUGCUGGUGGCGAUUUCCUUCCGCGGCGUUUGGCUCGAGGGAACCCUCCAAGCGUUGUCCGCCGGAUCGUGGUUCAGCUUGGGACUGAAGGCACUUGUCACCGGGUGUAUCGGGUUCGUAACGUUGCACAUCUACUCCGGACUGGCUCAGUCCAUUGGUUUGUAGAGGUCGUCAUCACACGAGUGAAUUAACAAAAAAGGGAAGGGUUUUACAUUUAUCUGUUCUCAUAAUUUAUUUUACACACAAUUGCGCUGCAUUGUGAACAGUUUAGACCAAAUCCUAAUAAAUAUUAAUAAAUAAU
Molecule: messenger RNA, 937 nt
Organism: Aedes aegypti (yellow fever mosquito)
Lineage: Eukaryota; Metazoa; Arthropoda; Insecta; Diptera; Culicidae
Product: transmembrane protein 147
Exons: 3
Coding region: 112-801 (229 amino acids)
Source: RefSeq, a predicted model, not a curated record